CGGACUGCCUGAUGUGAUCUACGUCUGGUAGUUUGCAUUAGAUUAUUAUGUUUGUUUUCUUGUACUGGACUCUAUUUCUGCCUGUAUCUAAAUCAUCCCAAAGGUUCUGUUUUUCUGCUGAGAUGUCUGGUCUUUUGUUCUUCGUGCUGAUGGCGCACACCGCUUAUGGAGACGUGAGCUAUUCUUUUCCGGAGGAGAUGAAACGAGGAUCUGUGAUUGGAAAUAUAGCAAAGGAUCUCGGGCUCGAUGUGAACAGACUGUCAUCUCGUAAGGUUCGCAUUCAUACUGAAGGUAACAGAAAACGAUACUGUGAUAUUAAUCUGAAUACUGGAGAACUGACCGUAGCGGAGAGAAUCGACAGAGAGGGGCUUUGCGGAAAAAAAGAUUCGUGCGUUAUUAAACAAGAACUCGUGCUGGAAAAUCCUUUACAGGUGCACCACUUUCUUCUUAAUAUUGAAGACAUAAAUGAUAAUUCACCGCAGUUCAAACAAAGUGUAAUUAAAUUUGAAAUACAGGAAUCAGCAGACAAAGGAUCUCGUUAUUUAUUAGAUGAGGCUCACGAUGCGGAUAUUGGUAUGAAUUCAGUGCAAUCAUAUGCACUUCAAAACAAUGAGCAUUUUGUUCUUAAUGUACUAACUCGUGCAAAUGGAAGAAAAAAUGGUGAACUCCUUCUUAAUAAAGAGCUAAAUCGUGAACAACAAAAAGAGAUCUCAUUAAUAGUGACCGCGGUAGACGGCGGGACUCCACCGAGAUCAGGUACUGUAGUCAUACACGUCACUGUGCUGGAUGCUAAUGAUAAUGCUCCAGUCUUUAGUCAGGACGUCUAUAAAGUCAGUCUGCCUGAAAAUUCUCCUCUAGAUACUGUAGUGGUGACAGUGAGCGCUACUGAUGCUGACGAGGGACAAAACGGAGAAGUCACGUUUGAGUUUGGCCAUUUAUCGGAAAUACUUCUAGAAAUAUUUUCUCUAGAUUCAGUAUCUGGUGUGAUUAAACUAACAGGAGCGAUUGAUUAUGAAGAGGAAAGUUCAAUCGAACUUCCCAUUCAGGCUAAAGAUGGUCAGGGGUUAGCCAGUUAUUCCACAAUAUUAAUAGACAUUGUUGAUGUCAAUGAUAACGCGCCUGUGAUAGGAAUUAAUUCUCUAAACACUCCAGUUCCCGAGAACGCGUUCCCCGGUACAGAGGUCGGCAUCAUUAAUGUUCAGGACAGAGACUCGGAGAAUAACGGACAGGUGCGCUGCUCCAUUCAGCAAAACGUUCCGUUUAAACUCGUUCCUUCGAUCAAGAAUUACUAUUCUCUGGUGACCACAGGUGAAUUAGACCGAGAGCUGCUCUCUGAUUAUAAUAUUACAAUUACUGCUACUGAUGAGGGCUCUCCGCCUUUAUCUUCCUCUAAGAAUAUUCACCUGACUGUAGCUGACGUGAAUGAUAAUCCACCUGUAUUUCAGGAGCAGAGUUACAGAGCUCACGUACAAGAAAAUAAUAAAGCGGGCUCCUCUAUUUGUUCAGUAUCAGCUACAGACCCGGACUGGAGACAGAAUGGCACUGUAGUUUAUUCUCUCUUGUCUUCUGAUGUUAACGGCGCGCCGGUGUCCUCCUUUCUGUCCGUUAACGGAGACACCGGGGUCGUUCACGCCGUGAGGUCGUUUGAUUACGAGCAGAUGAAAAGUUUGAAAGUGCUGGUGUUAGCCAGAGACAACGGCUCUCUCCUCCUCUGA
This is a messenger RNA of Puntigrus tetrazona (Sumatra barb), 1715 nucleotides long. RefSeq names its product protocadherin gamma-A11-like. The record is from RefSeq and is a predicted model, not a curated record. The coding region runs from base 48 to 1715 and encodes 555 amino acids. Gene Ontology annotation, molecular function: calcium ion binding. Gene Ontology annotation, cellular component: plasma membrane. Lineage: Eukaryota; Metazoa; Chordata; Actinopteri; Cypriniformes; Cyprinidae. Gene Ontology annotation, biological process: homophilic cell-cell adhesion. The transcript has a single exon.